Molecule: messenger RNA, 714 nt
Organism: Carassius carassius (crucian carp)
Lineage: Eukaryota; Metazoa; Chordata; Actinopteri; Cypriniformes; Cyprinidae
Product: proline rich transmembrane protein 1B-like
Exons: 5
Coding region: 25-609 (194 amino acids)
Cellular component (GO): membrane
Source: RefSeq, a predicted model, not a curated record
CCUGACGACCUCUGACCUUCCCUGAUGGACCCAGCCGCUCCUCCAAACAUCUCUGAUGAUCGAACACAUCCCGGGUCUCCCGGGCUCCAGGAAGCUCAUGAUUCCUCCAGACAGAGAGAAGCCACGACAUUACCCAGAAUCCUCCCCGCCGGUCCCACCAUCCCGACCAGCAGCGUCCCACCCAACCCUCCUCCAUACAGCCCUCGGGAUCCUAAAACAGCCUGCUUCAUGUACCCCUCACCCCUGCCACAUUAUCCCAACCAACCUGGAGUCAAUCCUGCUUUCUACCAGCCCUCCUUCCUCCCUAACUCCACUUAUCCGUCCUACACUAUCUACAUGAACGGGCUGCCACUGGGAGAUGAGCAGCCACCGUUACCUAAAGAUUACCUGGUUGAGUCUCUGCUGGUGACCAUUUUCUGCUGUAUCAUGAGCGGCCUCUUCGCUGUCAUGUACUCGCAUGAAACCCGUGCAGCGCUGAACAGGGGUGACAUCCGCGAAGCUGAGAAAACGUCCCAGAAGGCUCGUCUCCUUAUCAUGUUCAGUUUAAUUUUCGGCACAUUUGUUUUUCUGGGCUGGAUUAGUUAUGUAGUGAUAGUGGUCUGUGUAUAGAAACUUACUUCUGCAUUUAUUUGAUCAAAAAUACAGUAAAACGGGUAAAUAUUAUUAGAGUCUAAAAUAACGGUUUUCUAUGUGAAUAUGUAAUUAAACUGUAAU